CUGCGCGUGCGCGACUAGGCGAGGCUGUCCUGGGUCAGAGUUCCUAGUUGGAAAUCUGCUGCCGCCGCUGCUCCUGUGCCCAAGGGUCAACAUCUGCCAGGUUGAGAAGCGAAGCUAAUUGUUGGGGCGAUGGCGAAGGCGAAUGCUAGCGGCGACGGUAAGCCUGGAAAGGAGCCGUGGCGGGGUUGCUAUUAUACCCUCGAAGAGAUCCAGAAGCACAAUCACAGCCAAAGCACCUGGAUCAUCCUGCACCACCGUGUUUAUGACCUCACAAAGUUUCUGGAAGAGCACCCAGGAGGUGAAGAGGUUCUAAGGGAACAAGCGGGAGGAGAUGCUACAGAAAGUUUUGAAGAUGUUGGCCAUUCCACAGAUGCCAGAUCAUUGUCGGAUACAUUCAUUAUAGGAGAACUUCAUCCAGAUGACAGGAAAAAAGUUCAGAAACCAACGGAACCUUACAUUACCACUCUUGAUUCUAAUUCCAGCACAUGGUCCAACUGGGUGAUUCCAGCUAUAGCAGCAAUUAUUGUGGCCCUUAUGUACCGUUUCUACAUGAUGGAAUAAUCAACAUAUUGAGAAGCUAUAAUGGAACAGACUGUUUUGGGAAAGAGAACCAAAAAAUGCAUCCGAACCUUCACAUCAAGACAGUAUCUGAGAACAACUUUAAAAUUCCAUCCUACUCUUUCCCAGAAAGCCAAAAUAGGUUGCUUCAGCAAUGCACUUUUUAACUCUGCCUUUUACGUAACUGUUUUUAAGUGCUAAAAAUUCAGAGGUCUCUUUUAUAUCAUAAUGUUCAUCAAUUAACUAUCUGAUAUUAUCACAAGGUUUCUUAAGAAUAAGACCACUGAUUUUAUCUAUGUUAUCAGUAUGAGACAAGGACACUAAUGCUUAAGGCUUGUCUGGGUUUUCUAUGAGUUUGUUGGACUUCUUUUGCUAAAACAGUUAGCAGGAGGUUGUGUCUAUGCAAAUUCCUUCCAUUUUUUUUUGCCUUCAUUUAGAAUUUUCUAAUGCAAGGACCCACUUUCCAUCAGUUUCAUAGGUAUAAUUUGUAUAUUUUCUUCUCCCCCCAAAAUCAUAGUAAGAUUUUGGUAUGGAAAUGAGACUUAAGGCAUAUGUAUAUUUUUUCCAUUUAAAACACCAUAUUUUUCCGUGUAUAAGACGAGUUGUUUUUAUUUUUUUUAAAUGCUUAAAAUUGGGGGUUGUCUUAUACACCAAUAGUUGAGAUUUUGGAUGGGCAAUGGUGACUGCGGCAAGGUCUGCAGGCAAUUGGGCGUGCAAUUGGGCGUGCGACUGGUGGGCAGACGAUUGUUGGCUUUGUCGAUGCGUGCGAUUGUCAGCCGUGGUCAGGUGGGUUAGGCCCCCAAAAAGCUCAACAACUCUGGGCAGUCUCCCCCAUUUCCUCAAUUUGGAGUCCCCCAAAAUAGGGGUCAUCUUAUACACGGAAAAAUUAUGGUAGCAUGAUUCCACUAGGUAGCAUGGCCAGUUCCAGCCCCACAAUCCGUAAACAGACCCCUGUGUUGCAAUAUAGACAAGCUGAACAAUAUAACACAACACAAUGACCAAUAACAAUGACGCUAAACACUAUUUAUAGACUAAUACAAAUGACCAGAAAUUACAGCCAAAGUCUCUAAAUCUUCUUCACCAGUCGCUGUAGAAUAAUUCAAAAGUUCAAUAUAUACAUAAUCUGUCACCAAAUAUUGCUGGAGCAGAGUUUCCAGAUAACCAAUCUGUUUCGUUCUGUGCUUCAUCAGCCAAUCUUGAUCAAUUCUUCAUCAACCAGACUACAGUAUCAUAUGAGCACUGAUCCAGAGCAUAUUUUAUACAGCGUUUGUAUUUGCUUACGUGUAAGAUUGGCUUGUUAAGAAAUUGAACUGCAUCCUUCUCAUAUUAAUUCUUACAAGUCUGGCUGUACGUAUAUAUCAAACUUUUGAAUUAUUCUACUGCAACUUUUGAAUUAUUCUACCGCAACUGAAGAAGAUUUAGAGACUUUGGCUGUCAUUUCUGAGCAUUUGUAUUAGUCUAUAUAUAUCUGGUUGUACUAAAUGCUGCUGAUCGGCAACAGAUUUCCACUCAUCACAAUGGAACUUUCCCCUCUACUGUCCCUUUGCAGCCCCUUGUGCACCCUCAAAAUUUGCUCCAUAAGGUUGGCUGGACCCUGCAGAGCAAAUUUUAAAGAUUCACGAAAGGGAAAUCCUGUUGUAGGAGUAAAUCUUUUACAUGCAGCAUUGGAGACAACCCAUAGCCUGGCCUACCAGAAAUUUUGUUAAAGGAAUAAGAGAGGGAGAAAAUAUUCAGGGAGGAAUUCCACAUAGCUUGGCUGAAGGAAGGAUCUACUCACUCCUCCCUCCACCUUGCACUGUUUCAGGGUGGGCAAUGCAAAUGGGGGGGGGCAUUGUGCUUGCGGAAGUCCUUGCAUAGGUUUCCACUGGUUAGAUUAGUUAGUUGAAUGUGGGCCCUGUCUUUGAUUUUCCAUUGCCUAUGUAAAUUGCUUAAGUCUAAAUGAAAUAGAGCUAUUUUAAUCAGAAUCCACAUAAUUGUGCAACUCUUGCUUAAUUAUCCUUAAUUAACUUGAUACCUGUCUCUGAUUUCUGUGUGAUUUCCAAGUCCUGCGGAAUACAAGUAAAAACAUAUGUGACCUUCCUGUGCCUGUUUAUUUUGAUGAAAUAAGGGAGUGAAAAUCGGUAGUUUGCAUCAUGUGCCCAUUUUUGUUUUACUUACCUGUGUGUAUGUCACUUGCUAACAACACUUGCAUUGGUCACAUGGAAGAUACUCUGAAAUAAACUCAAAUGUUUACUUUA
Zootoca vivipara (common lizard) is the source of this 2795-nucleotide messenger RNA. RefSeq names its product cytochrome b5 type A (gene CYB5A). Lineage: Eukaryota; Metazoa; Chordata; Lepidosauria; Squamata; Lacertidae. Gene Ontology annotation, cellular component: intracellular membrane-bounded organelle; endoplasmic reticulum membrane. The record is from RefSeq and is a predicted model, not a curated record. Gene Ontology annotation, molecular function: heme binding.